CGAGUAAUGGUAUAAAACCGUAGGUAAGGGGGUUCCCAUAUUCCAUUCAUUAUCCUCACUCUUUUAAAAGAGGAGUUCGUGGGAAACCAUGGGAAGGCAGCCAUGCUGUGAGAAGGUAGGGUUGAAGAAAGGGCCAUGGACAGCUGAGGAAGACAAGAAGCUCAUCAACUUCAUCCUCUCAAAUGGGCAGUGCUGUUGGAGGGCAGUCCCGAAACUUGCCGGCCUCUUGCGAUGUGGGAAAAGUUGCAGACUUCGAUGGACUAAUUACCUAAGACCCGAUCUUAAACGAGGCCUUCUCUCUGACUUCGAAGAGAAAAUGGUCAUUGACCUCCAUGCUCAACUUGGAAACAGAUGGUCUAAGAUUGCUUCCCAUCUUCCUGGAAGAACCGACAAUGAGAUAAAGAAUCAUUGGAACACUCACAUUAAAAAAAAGCUAAGAAAAAUGGGCAUCGACCCCCAAACUCACAAACCUAUCUCCUCUCCAACGGUUCAACUUCAAGCCGAUGUAGAGAGAUCAUCAAACUCAUUAAUUGUCACUGACCUCGAAGAGGAACAAGCAACAACGUGCAUGAAUGUCAUUGAGCCUCAAGCAAUUCUAGAUCCUUGUAUUCCGUCCUCCUCGUCUUCGUCAUCUUCAUCUUCGUCUCCUUCAACCUCGAAUCCAAUUGGGUUUGAAGACCUCAAGCUCCCCGAUUUCGAUUGGUUAUAUUGCAACGACACGAGUAAUAAUGGCAGUGAUGUCGGAGUUUGGGAAGAUGAUUUUAGUAGUUGGGAUUUCUUGGUUGGUCAUGAGGACGGUGAAGUGCCAAUUUUCCAAGAAUCUUGGCCUUGUGGAUUACUAUGAACCCAACAAUAACAUUAUUCUUGUC
Messenger RNA from Cucurbita maxima (winter squash), 869 nucleotides. RefSeq names its product transcription factor MYB20-like. The record is from RefSeq and is a predicted model, not a curated record. Bases 89 to 844 code for a protein of 251 amino acids. The transcript is spliced from 2 exons. NCBI's taxonomy places the organism in Eukaryota, Viridiplantae, Streptophyta, Magnoliopsida, Cucurbitales, Cucurbitaceae.